Messenger RNA from Penicillium macrosclerotiorum, 1593 nucleotides. Its product is annotated as cytochrome P450. Bases 1 to 1593 code for a protein of 530 amino acids. NCBI's taxonomy places the organism in Eukaryota, Fungi, Ascomycota, Eurotiomycetes, Eurotiales, Aspergillaceae. The transcript is spliced from 7 exons. Gene Ontology annotation, molecular function: monooxygenase activity; iron ion binding; heme binding. The record is from RefSeq and is a predicted model, not a curated record.
AUGUCUUUCACCUGGAUAAUAGGACUGAGUCUGACCAUUUUUGCCCUUUAUGUCGUCAACAAUAAAUUCUUGCGCAAAAAGGGUUCCGGCUCACUGCCACCUGGGCCGUCACCCAAACCAAUACUUGGUAAUAUAACAGAUCUUCCUCCAAAGGGAACCCAAGACUGGGUCCAUUGGAUGAAAUAUAAAAAUCUAUAUGGACCAAUUAGCUCUGUCAAUGUCAUGGGCCAGACUAUUAUCAUUAUAAAUGAUACAGAUAUAGCAAAGGAUUUGUUGAAUAAGCGCUCUGCAAUUUACUCUUCACGCCCACACAUGGUAUUUGCAUCAGAAAUGGUAGGAUGGGAGAACGGUUUGGCUUUUCAAGGCUACACUGAAAAGUUCCGUGCCUAUCGUAAAGCAGUGCAGCCUUCCUUUGGAUCAGAGGCUGCAGUAUCGCAAUUCAACACUUUACAAGAGGUAGAAGUACAUCGCUUCUUAUUAAGAGUGCUUCGAGACCCAACGAAUCUUGCGCAGCACAUCCAAACUGAAGCGGGUGCAGUUAUCCUCAACAUUGCAUAUGGUUAUACGAUUGAACCAUUCGAAAGAGAUCACCUGGUCCACAUAACAAAUGUCGUACUGGACCAAUUCGCCAAAGCAGCAACCCCAGGUGCUUGGAUGGUGGACAUCAUACCAGCACUGAAAUAUUUGCCUUCGUGGUUUCCAGGUGCUGGCUUCAAGCAGACUGCAAAAGAGUGGCGAGAACAACUGAAAGGAAUUGCGGAUAGGCCGUAUGCGUUUGUCAAAGAGCAGAUGAAAAACGGCACUCAUAAACCAUCGUAUCUUUCCAAAAUAUUCGAUACUAGUGGGUAUCCUCAAGCAGGGUCAGAGAAAGAGACAAUUGCAAAAUGGACCGCCGCAUCCUUAUAUACCGGCGGUGCAGAUACAACUGUUUCCUCAAUGGAGUGCUUUUUCCUCGCAAUGGCCUUGUUCCCAGAUAUUCAGCGCAAGGCCCAGAAAGAAAUCGAUGACGUUUUGGGGCCUGGGCGGCUUCCAAAAAUGGCUGAUCGUGCCAAAUUGCCCUAUAUUGAUGCCGUAGUAAAAGAGGUACUCCGUUGGCAUCCGGUAGCGCCAAUGGCAAUUCCGCACUUGUCAACUGAGGAUGAUACAUAUGGCAAAUAUUUCAUUCCCAAGGGGUCUUUGAUCUUAGCAAAUGUUUGGGCCAUGACGCAUGAUCCAGAAAUUUAUCAUGACCCCAUGACUUUUAAACCCGAACGCUUCCUGAACAUUGACGGACGAGAUCCUGAAAUGGACCCGCAUUCGAUUGCCUUCGGCUUUGGACGUCGUGUGUGUCCUGGUCGGUUUCUGGCUGACAACACCGUAUACCUCAGCGUAGCGCAAUCACUCGCGGUUUUCAAUAUUAGUAACGCUACUCAGAAAGGAAUCAAGAUCAUGGACUCUCCCAUAUUCGAGCCUGGUGUUAUCAGCCACCCUGCCCCUUUCACAUGCGACAUAGAGGUCCGAGGUCCCAUUCAGGAGGCAUUGAUCUUGUCUGUGGAGAAAGAAAAUCCUUGGGAACCCAGCGAUGCAGAAAAAUUGAAGCAUGUCACAUUUUGA